AUGGCUGUCGAUACCCUCCCCCCACCAGUCCAGCCCAAGAGCAUCAAGUUCGCCAUCGAUCGUGGCGGAACUUUCACCGACGUCUGGGCUGCUAUUCCCGGUCGGCCUGACAUUACCGUAAAGCUGUUGUCGGUCGACCCUGCAAACUACCAAGAUGCACCGUCCGAGGGCAUUCGGCGUGUGCUGGAGAUGGUCUCUGGCAAGAGCAUCCCCAGGCAAGCUCCCAUCCCCAAGGAGCUGAUCCACUCAAUUCGCAUGGGUACGACGGUAGCGACGAAUGCGCUCUUGGAGCGAAAAGGCAGAAGACAUGCCUUUGUUGUCACGCAAGGUUUUGGCGACCUGCUAGACAUCGGCUACCAAGCAAGACCGAAGCUGUUUGAUCUUGGUAUUCGCAAGCCUGAGCUCCUCUACGAGGAAGUAGUCGAGAUCUCCGAGCGUGUUACGCCUGAGGGCUACACCGAAGACAUCUACAAGGACGAGCGACCCGCGAUGAAAGAAGCCCCGGGUGUUCUCGUCAAGGCCGUCACUGGAGACAUCCUCCGAGUUGUUCGGAGGUUAGACGAGGGCGAGGUCCGCACAAAGCUGUCCGCCCUGCAGUCUAAGGGCAUCGAUACCCUCGCGAUCUGCCUGGCCCACUCAUACCUCUAUCCCACCCACGAAGAUCGGAUCGCCGAGAUCGCCGCAGAGAUGGGCUUCCAGCACAUCUCCAAGUCAUCAGCCGUUGGUACCAUGAUCAAGAUGAUCUCCCGCGGAAGCUCAGCAUCCGCAGAUGCGUACCUGACACCAGAGAUCACCCGCUACAUCAGCGGCUUCGCCAAGGGUUUCGAGGGAGGCUCGCUUGACGGCGUCUCCUGCGAGUUCAUGCAGAGCGACGGUGGCCUUGUCAAGCAUGACAGCUUUAGCGGCCUGAAGGGCAUUCUGAGUGGUCCUGCCGGCGGUGUCGUCGGUUUUGCGCGCACAUCGUACGACGGAACGGCGCCCAUCGUCGGCUUUGACAUGGGUGGUACAUCGACAGAUGUCAGCCGAUUCGGCGGUGCCUUCGAGCACGUAUUUGAGACCACCACAGCCGGUGUCUCCAUCCAAAGCCCGCAGCUGGAUAUCAACACUGUCGCCAGCGGUGGUGGCAGUAUUCUGUUCUGGAGCAAUGGCCUGUUCAAGGUUGGCCCAGAGAGUGCCAGUGCCCACCCCGGCCCGGCCUCCUAUCGCAAGGGUGGCCCGCUCACCAUCACGGACGCCAACCUGUUCCUUGGCCGUCUGGUCCCUGACUACUUCCCCUCCAUCUUUGGCCCAGAAGAGAACCUCCCUCUCGAUUCGGACAUCGUUGCCGAGAAAUUUGCCGAGAUCACUCGCCAAAUCAACAAGGACACUGGAAGGUCAAUGACGCCCCAGGAGGUGGCGCACGGCUUCGUCGAUGUUGCCAAUGAGGCCAUGGGCAGGCCCAUCCGAGCAAUCACAGAAGCACGCGGCUUCGAGACUGCUCAGCACCAUCUGGCAACCUUCGGCGGUGCAGGCGGUCAGCAUGCCUGCGAGAUGGCCGAGAAACUGGGCAUUCGUCGCAUUGUCAUCCACAAGUACUCUAGUAUUCUAUCUGCCUACGGUAUGGCCUUGGCAGAGAUCGUGCAGGAGGCUCAGGAGCCCAGCUCAGAGAAUUUGACCGAAGAUGCUCUCCCAAGGCUGUACGAACGCUUCAAGGACCUGAAGCGAAAGGUUACCGACGGCCUUCUGAGCCAGGGUAUUCAGGACUCGGCCAUCAAGCAUGAGAUGUUCCUCAACCUGAGGUAUCAUGGCACCGACACCAACUUCAUGAUUCCUGAGCCUGAAGACGGCGAUUGGAGGACCGCACUGGAGAUCGAGCACUUCCGCGAGUUGACCUUCAAGUUCCCGCGGUCGAAGCAGGUCCUUGUCGAUGAUAUUCGUGUUAGGAGUGUUGGCCAGAGUGAGGAGACGAGUCAGGCCAACGAGCAGCUCGUCCAGGAGCUCAAGGCGCUGUCCUUCACGGAAGCCCCCAAGUCCUAUGAUCAAAUUGUCAACACCUACUUCGCCCAGGGCGGUCUCCAGCCUACUAGGGUGUACCGUCUCGAAAACAUCGCCCCCGGCUCUGAGGUCGUCGGCCCAGCCAUUCUCAUUGACAACACCCAGACUAUUGUCAUCAUCCCCAGUGCCAAGGCCCGCAUUUUGACGUCUCACGUUGUAGUCGACCUCCCCGAGACUCAGAGCAAGCAGGCCGAGCUCGACCCGAAUGUGGUUGAUCCCAUCAAGCUCAGUAUCUUUGGCCACCGCUUCAUGAGCAUUGCAGAGCAGAUGGGUCGCACCCUACAAAAGACCAGCAUCUCGCUGAACAUCAAGGAGCGCUUGGACUUCUCUUGUGCCAUCUUCAGUCCUGACGGAGAACUCGUUGCCAACGCCCCUCAUGUGCCUGUCCACCUGGGUAGCAUGAGCUUCGCCGUCAAGUAUCAACACGAGUUGCACAAGGGCAAGCUGCGCCCUGGCGACGUGAUUGUGACCAACCACCCCGAAACUGGAGGUACUCAUCUUCCCGACAUCACCGUUAUCACGCCUGUUUUUGACGACGAUGGCAAGACCAUUUGCUUCUACACUGCCUCUAGAGGCCACCACCUUGAUAUCGGUGGAUACAUGGGCAACUCUAUGCCUCCAGAGUCUACGGAGCUCUGGCAGGAGGGCGCUGCCAUUAAGUCGUUCUUCUUGGUACGCGAUGGCAAGUUCGACGAGGAAGGUAUUGUGGCUCUGCUGCUCGAGCCCGGCAAGUAUCCCAACUGCAACGGCUCCAGGAGACUUGGAGACAAUCUGUCGGAUCUCAAGGCCCAAGUUGCUGCCAACCACAAGGGUAGCAACCUGAUCCAGGCCCUCAUGGAGGAAUACGGCAAAAGCACUGUUCACUUCUACAUGGCCAAGAUCCAGGAGAACGCCGAGGUGGCCGUCCGUAACUACCUCAAGUCGGCCUUCAAGCGCUUCGGCGGUAAGCCGCUCAAGGCCAAGGACUACCUUGACAAUGGUUCGAUGAUGCAGGUCACUAUCUCCAUCGACGACACCGGCUUCGGUACCUUUGACUUCACCGGAACGUCUUGCGAGAUGCUUUCCAACAUGAACGCACCGCCCGCCAUCACCUACUCUGCUCUUAUCUACACCCUGCGUCUGCUCAUCGGCUCCGACAUCCCCCUGAACCAGGGCUGCCUGGCCCCGACCGAGGUCAUCAUCCCCAAGAACACCUUUCUCAACCCUUCCUCGGGCCCCGCCGUCUGCUGCGGCAACACCCUCACCUCGCAGCGCCUCGUGGACCUUCUCCUCAAGGCCUUCCGCGCCGCCGCCGGCUCCCAGGGCUGCAUGAACUGCUUCGGCUUCUUUGGCAACUGCGUCAAGCCCACCGGCGACAAGGAGGGCGAGAAGAAGGAGCUCGGCUUCGGCUUCGGCUACGGCGAGACCAUCUGCGGCGGCGAGGGCGCCGGCCCGACCUGGAACGGCGCCUCGGCCGUGCAGAUCCACAUGACCAACACGCGGACGACCGACAUCGAGAUCAUCGAGAAGCGGUACCCCGUCCUGAUCCGCGAGUUCUCGAUCCGGCGCGGCAGCGGCGGCAGGGGCAAGUUCCACGGCGGCGACGGCAUCGUCCGCGACUUUGAGUGCCGCGCGCCGCUGACCUACGGCCUCAUCACCGAGCGCCGCGUGCACCAGCCCUACGGCAUGAUGGGCGGCGAGAACGGCGAGUCCGGCGCCAACUUCUGGGUGCAGAAGCUCGAGGACGGCGGCGAGCGGUGGAUCAACAUCGGGUCGCGCGGCCAGGUCGACAUGAAGUCUGGCGACCGGUGCGUGGUGUGGACUCCCGGAGGUGGCGGCUGGGGCGUCCCCGAGGAUGUCGAGGCGGAGGGUCAGAACGGUGUCAACGGCACCAACGGUGUCGUGGACGGUCCUGCGGCCCAGGAGAGCUAUCCCCGGGCUGCGGGAAGCUUCCACAACUUUUCGGCUGCUCAGGCUGCAAGCUCAUAG
Molecule: messenger RNA, 4002 nt
Organism: Thyridium curvatum
Lineage: Eukaryota; Fungi; Ascomycota; Sordariomycetes; Thyridiales; Thyridiaceae
Exons: 3
Coding region: 1-4002 (1333 amino acids)
Biological process (GO): glutathione metabolic process
Cellular component (GO): cytosol
Molecular function (GO): 5-oxoprolinase (ATP-hydrolyzing) activity
Source: RefSeq, a predicted model, not a curated record